AUGUCAGGUACGGAUCGUAUCGAGGUUUCCAGUGCUGACGGCCGCAUGCGGACUGACCUGAUAUGGAAGAAGCUGGACUGGCCCAGGGACACGGUCGUUGACCCGAUCGGAGGUCGCGUCAUCAUCAUUUCAUCCAAUCUGACCUGGUGGCCUAAUGGCCUUGCCAUUGACUACGAGACCAAACAUCUGUACUGGGCAUACACUGUAAUGAAAACGAUAGAAUUUGGGAACUUGAUUUGGGUUUUGCUCAGCAGCCAGCUGCCUCAGCCUUUUGGCCUGACCGUACAUGAGGACAAGCUGUACUGGACAGACUGGCAAUCUAAGAGCGUCCAGAGUGCUGACAAGCUGACUGGAUUGGGACGAGAGACGCUGGCAGAAAACUUGGAGAACCUGAUGGAUAUUCAUACAUUGCUCCCAUUCUCUCUCCUCUCAACUUACAUUAAAAGUAGGUUGAUGGGUGAUCCGAGGGUGUUUCUGGAUUUAUUUAUAGUGCAGAACCCGUUUGUAGUGAAUAAUGGAGGCUGUGGCCACCUCUGUCUCCUGGCGCCUGCCCCCAAAGCCUCCAGCUGUGCCUGUCCCACUGGGAUCAACUUGCAGACUGAUGGAAAGACCUACAACCCUGGUAUGGAAGCAUGGAGAUGCAUUUCCUAA
Molecule: messenger RNA, 651 nt
Organism: Menidia menidia (Atlantic silverside)
Lineage: Eukaryota; Metazoa; Chordata; Actinopteri; Atheriniformes; Atherinopsidae
Source: the annotation of a GenBank genome assembly